AUGGCGGGUUGGAGAGUUUGCGGGUGCACACACCUGAACAUCAGCCUGCAGGCAGAGUACGACACGCGCCGCGACGUGGAGUUUGCUAAGGACGCCCCCGUCAUCGGCCUGGUGAUGCAGCGCUCCCACCUGGUCACCGGCGACGAGGGCCACUACGCCGGCGUGGUGAUGGAGCUGGAGGCGCGCGGCGCCAAGGUGGUGCCUGUGUUUGCCGGCGGCCUGGACUUCUCGUCCCCCGUGAAGAAGUUCUUCUACGACCCCCUGGGCAGCGGCAAGGCCUUCGUGGACUGCUGCGUCUCCCUCACAGGCUUUGCGCUGGUGGGUGGCCCCGCGCGCCAGGACGCCCCCAAGGCCAUCGAGGCCCUCAAGGAGCUCAACGUGCCCUACCUCGUGUCCCUGCCCCUGGUCUUCCAGACCACGGAGGAGUGGCUCGGCAGCGAGCUGGGCGUGCACCCCGUCCAGGUGGCGCUGCAGGUGGCGCUGCCCGAGCUUGACGGCGCCCUGGAGCCCAUCGUCUUCGCCGGCCGCGACUCCAACACCGGCAAGAGCCACUCGCUGCCCGACCGCGUCGCGACGCUGUGCAUGCGCGCGGUCAACUGGGCGCGGCUCCGCAAGAAGGCCAACGCCGAGAAGAAGCUGGCCAUCACAGUGUUCAGCUUCCCGCCGGACAAGGGCAACGUGGGCACAGCCGCCUACCUCAACGUGUUCGGCUCCAUCUUCCGCGUGCUCAAGGAGCUGCGCAAGGAGGGCUACAACGUGGGCAGCCUGCCCAUGAACGAGACCGAGCUCAUCCAGAGCGUGCUGCAGGCCAAGGAGGCCAAGUUCAACUCCAGUGACCUCAACAUCGCGUACAGGAUGCCCACGAGCGAGUACACCAAGCUGUGCGAGUACAGCGAGGCGCUCGAGGAGAACUGGGGCAAGCCCCCCGGCAACCUCAACUCUGCUGGCAACGACCUGCUGAUCUACGGCAAGCAGUUCGGCAACGUCUUCAUCGGCGUGCAGCCCACCUUUGGCUACGAGGGCGACCCCAUGCGCCUGCUGUUCAGCCGCAGCGCCAGCCCCCACCACGGCUUUGCGGCCUACUACACCUACUUGGAGAAGAUCUUCAAGGCGGACGCGGUGCUGCACUUUGGCACCCACGGCUCCCUGGAGUUCAUGCCCGGCAAGCAGGUGGGCAUGUCUGGUGUGUGCUACCCUGACAGCCUGAUCGGUGCCAUCCCCAACCUCUACUACUACGCCGCCAACAACCCCAGGCCACCAUCGCCAAGCGCCGCUCCUACGCCAACACCAUCAGCUACCUGA
This is a messenger RNA of Monoraphidium neglectum, 1302 nucleotides long. Its product is annotated as magnesium chelatase subunit H. Gene Ontology annotation, cellular component: chloroplast. Lineage: Eukaryota; Viridiplantae; Chlorophyta; Chlorophyceae; Sphaeropleales; Selenastraceae. The transcript is spliced from 7 exons. The record is from RefSeq and is a predicted model, not a curated record. The coding region runs from base 1 to 1302 and encodes 433 amino acids. Gene Ontology annotation, biological process: biosynthetic process.